CUCUCUCUCUCUCUCUCUCUCUCUAUAAAACAUCUGCAGUUUCUGUAAAAAUUCUAACAUUAUAAGUUUACUAUGGCGGAUCGUGUUUAUUACUUAUUCCUUGUGUUGUUUUCUGCUCUGAUCACGUGCUCUUCACGUGCUCAUCAACUCACCGUCGGCGGCAAGAAUGGCUGGGUGGUCAACCCCUCCGAAAACUACAAUCACUGGGCUGAACGGCUGAGAUUUCAAGUCAACGACACCCUCUUGUUCAAAUACAAGAAAGAAUCAGAUUCGGUGGUGGUGGUGAACACCAAAUCCGAUUACGACAACUGCAACACCGGAAACCCUAAACUGAAACUCGACGACGGAAACUCCGUCUACAAGUUCGAUCGAUCCGGGCCGGUGUUCUUCAUCAGCGGCAACAAAUCCAACUGCGCCGCCGGCCAGAAGCUGAUCGUCGUCGUCAUGGCCGUCAGGAACCACCCUUCGCCGCCGAAGGCUCCGUCUCCGGCGCCAACACCGGCGCCGUCUCCUGCACUUCCACCAUCUGAGGGUCCGGCUCCAGAAUCCAGCGACGGCCCGUCGGCGAAUUCUACACCGGCGGACGCUGGUGGAGAAGCGCCGCAUCCACACCGCCGCUCCCUUGCAGCGCCGGCGUGGAAUCCAUCUGUUGCAUUGGUGUUGACAGUUUCGCUUGUUUUGAGUGUGUGCGGUGGUGGAUUUAUUGUUUCUCUUUAAAUGUUUUUUGUUUAGGUUGUUCAAAAAUUCCCCUUUUUAAUUAUUUUUAUUUAUUUUUUUAGUAGGGAUUUUUUUUUUUUUUUGGUGUAUUGUUGGAAUAGUUUGUCCUGUUACUUUCUGUUUGAUAUUUAAUUGGCAUUUUAUGAAUUACUAUUGUACCUAUUUCAUUUAUAUUUAUAUUUAUAAAGUAAGGUAUUAGAUAAUACACCAAUGAAUUGAAAUAAAUGCAUCUGCUUACAAAAAUAUACAUUAAUUGUUACAUGAAUAUUGGAAUAUUUGUUAGGUCUUAUUAUGGUAUUUGUUUUCUUGCAACUAGCAUUU
Messenger RNA from Erythranthe guttata (spotted monkey flower), 1038 nucleotides. RefSeq names its product early nodulin-like protein 4. Gene Ontology annotation, cellular component: plasma membrane. The record is from RefSeq and is a predicted model, not a curated record. Lineage: Eukaryota; Viridiplantae; Streptophyta; Magnoliopsida; Lamiales; Phrymaceae. Gene Ontology annotation, molecular function: electron transfer activity.